AGCAUUGUUCCCUGCAUCCAAUGCUCAAUAUUUUUGCUGCAAAAAAAAAAACCACAUAUACCUUAAACCAUGAGUAACAAUACCACAUUCACUGUUGUUUAUUCUGUUAUGCUGCUAGCUUUAAGCAUGGCAGCUAGUAUUAGCAUAUUUUUAGUUCCAUCAUCCGCAAAAUUAUCAUCAUCAUCAUCAUUUUCAUCUUCGGCAGAGGCAAAAGCUCUACUCAAUAGUGGUUGGUGGGGAAACUUUUCUAAAACAUAUCAUUGCAACUUGGAAGGCAUCGCUUGCAAUAGGGCAGGAAGAGUCAUUCGGAUAGAUGCUCGUUUCCUCCGCUAUCCCAAUCGAGAGUUUGCAAACAUGAAUUGGUCUUCCUUGCCGAAUCUUGAAUAUCUUGAUCUCAGCUACCGUGGCUUAACUGGGGGACUUCCGGUUCAAAUUGGUACUCUCUCCAAGCUGACCCACCUUGACCUUUCUCACAACUAUGGUCUUCAAGGUGUUCUGCCUCCUAUCGUGGGAAACCUCACCCAACUAGUCCACCUCGACUUAUCUGAGACUAAUAUCACAGGUCCACUCCCUUCGUCUAUUGGAAAUUUGAGUGCUCUGGCCUAUUUGUCUCUUUAUUCAAAUAAACUCAGUGGCUGCAUCCCUCCAGAAAUAGGUAACCUAAAGAAUUUGCGGUCGAUGGAUAUGGGUUUCAACAUCCUUAAUGGUUCAAUCCCCUCAUCUAUUUUCCAUUUAUCCAAUCUCACCGUUUUGUAUCUUGAUUCAAAUCAAUUCAAUCGUCCAAUUCCUUCAUCUAUUGGAAAUUUGAGUAGUCUGGCUUAUUUGUUUCUUAAGUCAAAUGAACUCAGCGGCUCCAUCCCUCCAGAAAUAGGGAACCCAAAGAAUUUGGUCUUGAUGGAUUUGAGUUUCAACAACCUUCGAGGUCCAAUCCCUUCAUCUAUUAGCGAUUUGUCUAAUUUGACCUAUUUGAAUCUCCAUUCAAAUCAACUCAAUGGUCCAAUUCCUCAAGAUAUUUAUAAUUUGUCUAGUCUGGCCAUGUUGCAUCUCUAUUCAAAUCAACUCAAGGGUCCUAUCCCUCGUGAAAUAGGUAAGCUAAAGAAUCUGGUUGUGUUGAAUUUGUCUUUCAACAACUUUCAUGGUCCCAUCCCUCCAUCUAUUGGAAAUUUAAGUGCUCUUACCUAUUUGUCUCUUCGGUCAAAUCAACUCAACGGUGGCAUCCCUCCAGCAAUAGGGAAUUUAAAGAGUUUGAUGGAGAUGGAUAUGAGUUCCAACAUCCUUAAUGGUUCAAUCCCUUCAUCUAUUGGCCAUUUAGUCAUUUUGACCUCUUUGUCUCUCCGUUCAAAUCAACUCUGCGGCUCAAUCCCUCCAGAAAUAGGCAAACUACGGAAUUUAGAGCUGAUGGAUAUGAGUUCCAACAUCCUUAGUGGUUCAAUCCCUUUAUCCAUUUGCCAGUUAUUUAGUUUGACCAAUUUGUAUCUCUAUUCAAAUCAACUCAACGGUGUCAUCCCUAAAGAAAUAGGCAAGUUAGAGAAUUUGGUUGUGUUGGAUGUAGGCCGUAACAACCUUCAUGGCCCAAUUCCUCGAGAAAUAGGGAAUUUGUCUAGUUUGUUUAAUUUGAAUUUCAGGAAUAACCUUCUCUCAGGUGAAAUCCCGUAUAGUAUUGAAACUUUGCUCAAUAGAAUUACAUACAAUCUUGUGAAGCAUCCGAAACUGAGGGGCCAUAAGGCCUUGAGAGAGAUCAGCGAGAUGGGUAGCCACAUAAUCAGUGAGUUCCCUGAAAACCUCUUCCCUAUCAGGGAUAAAUUCAAGAGAUAUGACCUUAUCCUCCACAAGGUCACGGAUGAAAUGAUGACGAAUAUCGAUAUGCUUAGUCCGAGAGUGUUGAACCGGAUUUUUGGAGAUAUUGAUCGCGCUAGUGUUAUCACAAAAGACCGUCAUGGUGCCUUGAGGGUGAUGAAGUUUGACUCUAGCGGAAGGUUCUUUGGUAGACAAAGGGACAAGAUCAUGUUGACCAAGUUCAUCAUCGUCUAUAGUUUCACUACCCUUCGGCUCACUAUCAUCUUCUACUCCAUCAUCUCUAUUUCCUACAACUUCCGUAGGAUCAUCAUCACUCUCCUCAUGAGAGUCUCCUUCUACAACGUCGUUCGGUGGAACCUAACGUUUCUAAACCUCUCAAAAAAUUUCCUUAGUGGGCUUAUACCAAGACAACUCGGAGGACUCCGACGUUUGAAGUAUUUGGAGUUGGGUGGAAAUGACUUAGUUGGAGCCAUUCCCAAUGAACUUGCAGAUUUGCCAAUAUUGGAGUACUUAGAUCUCUCCCAGAAUAAUCUCUCUGGAAAAAUCCCGUAUUGUCUUAGAUUUGUACCAACUCUCAAUUUGCCAUACAAUCGUCUCGACCGUCAAAUCCAAAAUAGAUCUGCAAAUGGGUGUUCAGAUGAGGUCUGCCGAAACGUCUUUGCUUCCUCCUAUUGUUCUUCCCCCGUGACAGGGAAGAGUAAAACAAAUAAAGGGAAUAGAAAAACAAUACUAAGUCUUGUCAUUUCUCUCCCAAUCAUAGUCUGCCUUGCUUUACUUGUGUUUGUUGUGCGCUUUUGUUUCCGUAAGACCCCAAAAAUCGAAGGUGAAGCAAAAUCAACGAAGCACGGGGAUAUCUUCUCCAUAUGGAAUUACGAUGGAAGUAUUGCAUAUGAAGACAUUAUCAAAGCAACAAAUGACUUCGACAUCAAAUAUUGCAUUGGAACAGGUGGAUAUGGCAGCGUCUACAGAGCUCAAUUGCCAAGCGGCAAAGUAGUUGCCCUGAAGAAACUUCAUCGGCUGGAAGCAGAGCACCCAGCUUUUGACCAUUGUUUCAGGAAUGAGAUCCAAAUGUUGACUAAUGUACGACACAGAAACAUCGUGAAGCUUUAUGGAUUUUGUUUGCACAACAAAUGCAUGUUCUUGGUGUACGAGUACAUGGAAAAAGGAAGCUUGUUUUGUGCUCUUAGAUUCGAUGCUGAAGGUUCUGAAAUUGGAUGGACCCAAAGGGUAAAAAUCGUUGAAGGAAUGGCACAUGCUUUAUCCUACUUGCAUCAUGAUUGCACUCCGCCAAUUGUUCAUCGAGACAUAUCCAGCAACAACAUUCUGUUGAAUUCUCAACUCGAGGCUUUUGUUGCCGAUUUUGGAACUGCAAGAUUGCUGAAUCCCGAUUCGUCGAACCAAACUGUAAUUGCUGGCACUUAUGGAUAUAUUGCACCAGAACUCGCCUAUACCAUGGUUGUGACGGAAAAGUGCGAUGUUUAUAGCUUUGGAGUUGUGGCACUAGAAACGAUCAUGGGGAUGCACCCUAGAGAGCUCCUAUCGUUCUUGACGUCACCUCCUAGCGAAAACGUGAUGAUAACUGAUAUCCUAGAUUCACGCCUUUCGCCUCCAACUAAUCCAAUAGUUGCGGCGGACAUCGUUCUAGUUGCUACAAUGGCAUUUGCAUGUUUAGAUCCUAAGCCCAAGUCCCGACCAUCGAUGUUACGCCUGUCUCAAGAGUUUCUUUCUUGUCGGAAGGCUCUAGCUGUACCCCUUCGUACAAUAUCAUUGCGGAAUCUGUGGAAUCGGAAAAUGGACUUUGUCCACCAAUCAAAUGAGCAAGUGAUCAGUGCCCAAGUUUGACCAAAACCGUAUCACAUCCUUUGCUGGCCCUUAGUUGUUAUGAUUAUGUGAAUUUCUUGUAAGAGAAGCUAUACGGACUAGACCAUUCUUGGUUUGUGUCAGUGAACCAAACACCUUAUGGUUUAUGGUUCAUGCUUUGUUGUAGGUGCGUUUUUAAAUGAUUGUUGAUUGAUCACCGUAGAGUGUGUUUUCUUAAUUAAGGGCGUGUGACACGGGUCCUUCUACAAGGACCGACAUGGUACCGAUCGAUUGUGGGUUCCAGUUUGGGGUCACACACAAUUGAUCCAAAUUAACCGUUGAUUAUUUUUUAAAUAUUUUUUAGUAUU
Molecule: messenger RNA, 3965 nt
Organism: Rhododendron vialii
Lineage: Eukaryota; Viridiplantae; Streptophyta; Magnoliopsida; Ericales; Ericaceae
Product: MDIS1-interacting receptor like kinase 2-like
Exons: 6
Coding region: 70-3639 (1189 amino acids)
Biological process (GO): protein phosphorylation
Molecular function (GO): protein kinase activity; ATP binding; protein binding
Source: RefSeq, a predicted model, not a curated record